Phymastichus coffea is the source of this 1062-nucleotide messenger RNA. RefSeq names its product RNA polymerase II subunit 5-mediating protein homolog (gene l(3)mbn). The record is from RefSeq and is a predicted model, not a curated record. Bases 1 to 1062 code for a protein of 353 amino acids. Lineage: Eukaryota; Metazoa; Arthropoda; Insecta; Hymenoptera; Eulophidae. The transcript is spliced from 4 exons.
AUGAUUCUUGUGAAGUCCGUGUCUUUGUGGUGUUUUGUCGUGGGUGUUUGUAUUUUCACCGAUGCGCAAAAUGUGACGGAAAAUGAAAUUAGACCUUACGAGUUUACGUUUAACAUAGUCGAUUUUCAACAUAGAUCUGAAAAAAAAGAUGACAAUGGUCUUAUUACCGGGGAGUAUGGAUUUAUAACUGCAGAUGGUAUUUACCAUGAAACUGCAUACGCGACUGAUGAAUCUGGAGAUUUCAUCAUAACAAAAAUGAGACAUCGCAGAAUAACCAGUUUAAAAGAUGCACAAGAAAUUUUCAAAGAUAGACCAGCACAGGCAAAAAUGCUCACCGAAGCUCUGAUGAAAUCGUGCACGGGAUGUGACACUUCCGAGUUGGACAGACAAGAAACGUCUUCUUUCGUAAAACCUGAAACAACAACAACGACAACUACAUCAACAACGACAACAACGGAGGCUCCUGCACCCGUAUACAUAAGACCAGAAUACAGCGCAGAGAAAAAAUUAGAUCUGGCAAUGAAAGAAAUGAUGAGGAUUCUUAAUUUAAAUAAGAUAGCCGACGUUACGACAGACAAUGCCGAGGAUAAAUUUUCCCGCAAGGAAAAGAAAUUACCUGCUCUCUCGUACCGAUCAGGAAAGGAGGUGAACCCGUCUAUCAGCAACACGACAAACGAGAUUAUUCGUGACAUGGUCGAUGCCGCAAAAAAGGUCUUGGAGAACGACGGUCCUGAAAAUGAAAGGGAGGAAUCGACAAGCGACGAGGCGCUCGAGAAAAUGGCGAACGAUUUGUUCUACCGAUUUAACUAUACAAUUACUUCUCACGGCCAUCGCGAGGAUGGGUUUCGUGACGGUAGAAAGGACGGCGAGUACAAUGCUAAAUUCAAGGAAGGAAUUGACACACACGUUAAGUAUGUAUCGAAUGAGUUCGGUCAUCAGCCUAACAUUACUUUGGUUCCUCGGUAUGAAAUUGAAAUUGAACGCAACGAGGAUGAAGAUAACAGCACUGCUACACGAGAAACACCUUAUCAAGCCCAUUAUUUCAAUUGGUUUAAAAAAUAA